GUUUUACAGGUUACGCAUAAAUUACUUAACUCACAAACUAAUACCAUGUACUACAAUGUUGUGUGCUACUCAUUGAUGAUUGUUAGGGCUACUUCUUCUUCUUCCAAUCUUCCAUAUUGGCUGACUACACACUUCAAAGGGCUAUUUCCCUAGUUCAACCGACUCUACCCAAGCACACCAAAUUUUCCAACAACUCGUGCUUUAGUCCAACCAUCUUUCCAUCUUUCUGGAUGCUUUUGUUAGUCCUCCAAAUGGAACCCAAACCAAACCUUUAAACUAUUGAAACAUGUCACCAUUCACAUUUUUUAACUAACAAAAAACCAAAACAGAGGCUUACAAAUAAACCCCACCUUGAAGCCUCCUUUUCAUUACAUUUCCGAUCCAAGUCAACAAUGUCAGCCUAAGAUAGUCAAAGGUCAAAACCCCCACCCUCCACCACCCUAUUACCAAGUGCCAUCUCGCACCCUCCCUCCACCUCAACCCUCCCCAAUGCAACCAUUCCCUUCCACUCGCUUCUUCUUCCUCCUCCUCCUCUUCCUCCACCCAACGACACCCUCUCCUCCACCCAACAACACCACCUUCCGAAACUGCAACCAAACCAUCUCAUGCGGCCCAAUACCAAACCUCACUUACCCAUUCACCGGCGGCCCACGUCCAGAGUACUGUGGCCCACCGGGCUUCCAGCUAACCUGCUCCAACAACACCACCCUCGAGUUAUUAACCGACUCAGUGAGUUACCGAGUCAUCCAACUCGACCCCCGAACUCAAAUCAUGACACUCUCUCGGUCAGACCUUUACAACAACCCAAUCCCGUGCAUGCAAAAUUUUACUAACACCACUCUUGAUUCCACCAUUUUCACUCCAACUUCAAACAACGAAAAUUUAACGUUCUUUUAUGGUUGUUACUCCCUUAACACUUCCUCGUACAAACCUCCGAACAUGUUCACAUGUAAUAAUAGUGGAGCUUACUACGUUGUUGGUCCGGUUCCGGUUGAUCCAGCGUUUAAAGUUAUACAAUGCAAUGUUAGUGUUACAGUGCCAGUGCUUAGAAGUGCAGCGAAUGAGCUUGUAAGGAAUAGGUCAUUGCUUGGGGAGGUUUUGAUGGAAGGGUUUAGCGUGAAUUAUAGUAUUCCGUAUGAUGAUGAGUGUGCUAAAUGCCUUGAUUCUGGUGGAGACUGUGGGUGGUUUUCGAGUCGAGCUAUUUGCAUUUGUGGUGAUAGGAUUUGUGACACGACAGCUGAAAAGAAAACCGAUGUCAGCCUUAUAACAGGCCUUGGAAUAGCUGGUGCGGUUAUAGCUGGUAUACUUCUAGGCAUGGGAUUUUUAUGCCUCAGACAACGGAGACAGAAACUUGCAGCCCAGGCUAAGAGCAGAGACCUUCCAACACCUCCCUCAAGCAAAGGCCCACCUACUUCUACAACUAGUCUGUCUCAAAGCAUUCCUUCUUAUCCCACCUCAAACUAUGACCUUGAAAAAGGGAGCACCUACUUUGGAGCGCAUAUCUUCAGCUACGAAGAACUUGAGGAAGCUACUGACAAUUUCAAUCCUUCAAAAGAACUUGGAGAGGGAGGAUUUGGCACCGUUUAUUAUGGUGUACUCAAUGAUGGGCGUGUAGUUGCAGUGAAGCGCCUAUACGAGAGCAAUUUCAAGCGUGCUGAGCAGUACAUGAAUGAAAUCGAGAUCCUCACUCGCAUACGCCAUCCAAACCUUGUCACACUCUACGGAUGCACCUCAAGACGUAGUAGAGAGCUUCUUCUUGUUUAUGAAUACAUUCCUAAUGGAACUGUGGCUGAUCAUCUCCAUGGAAAGCUGUCAAACUCUGGUUUGCUUACUUGGCCUGUUAGGUUGAGUAUUGCAGUAGAGACAGCAAAUGCGCUGGCAUACCUUCAUGCAGCACCUAUCAUACAUCGUGAUGUUAAAACCAACAACAUUCUCCUGGACAAGAAUUUCCACGUAAAAGUUGCUGAUUUUGGUCUCUCAAGAUUGUUCCCUGACAAUGUCACCCAUGUCUCGACUGCUCCGCAAGGCACUCCUGGCUAUGUUGAUCCUGAGUAUUACCAAUGCUACCAGCUCACUGAAAAGAGUGAUGUUUAUAGUUUCGGAGUGGUCUUGAUUGAGCUUAUUUCGUCCAAGCAAGCAGUGGACACCAAUAGGCACCGGCUUGAUAUUAAUUUGGCUAACAUGGCUGUUAGCAGAAUCCAGAAUCACGCAUUGCAUGAGUUGGUUGACCCAUCUCUUGGGUUUGAGGACGAUUAUGCUGUGAAAACAAGGAUGACAGGGGUUGCAGAAUUGGCUUUUCGGUGUUUACAGCAGGAGAGGGAUGUGAGGCCUUCCAUGGAAGAAGUGUUGGAGACAUUGAGAGGAAUUCGGGAUGAAGAGUUGGGAGUGCAGAAGGCAGAGGUAGUGGAUAUUAGGUCAGAAGCAGAGGUGGUGGAUAUUAGAUCAGAUGAUGUUGGACUAUUGAAGCACAUUCCUCCUCCACUUUCUCCAGACUCAAUCAAUGAUAAAUGGGUUAGCAGCUCUACUAUUACUCCACCUAACUCCUUUUAGUUUCAAAGCAGACGACAUUUCCUUAUCUUUUUCCCCUAAAAUUCUAUAGUAGAGGCUUAAAAGCAUUGUAUGAUUAUAAUAUGAUGCAUCGAUCGAGCUCCAGCAAGAUCUUGCAAUGUUUAUAUUUGGGAUUCAUGUCACAUAGUAUAGUGCUAAUUAAUGAUAUCUAUACCGUUUCAAUUUGA
Theobroma cacao (cacao) is the source of this 2735-nucleotide messenger RNA. Its product is annotated as LEAF RUST 10 DISEASE-RESISTANCE LOCUS RECEPTOR-LIKE PROTEIN KINASE-like 1.4. Gene Ontology annotation, molecular function: polysaccharide binding; protein kinase activity; ATP binding. Gene Ontology annotation, biological process: protein phosphorylation. The record is from RefSeq and is a predicted model, not a curated record. NCBI's taxonomy places the organism in Eukaryota, Viridiplantae, Streptophyta, Magnoliopsida, Malvales, Malvaceae.